Molecule: messenger RNA, 1109 nt
Organism: Protobothrops mucrosquamatus (brown spotted pit viper)
Lineage: Eukaryota; Metazoa; Chordata; Lepidosauria; Squamata; Viperidae
Product: acyl-CoA 6-desaturase-like
Exons: 10
Biological process (GO): lipid metabolic process
Cellular component (GO): membrane
Molecular function (GO): oxidoreductase activity, acting on paired donors, with oxidation of a pair of donors resulting in the reduction of molecular oxygen to two molecules of water
Source: RefSeq, a predicted model, not a curated record
CUGAUAGAAGAUUUCCGUGCUCUGAGAAAGACAGCUGAGGACAUGAAGCUAUUCAAAAGCGAUCCUGUAUUUUUCUUCCUUUAUUUGGGUCACAUCAUUGUGAUGGAAAUUUUGGCUUGGUUAAUGGUAUCAUAUUGUGGGACGAGUUGGAGUAUAACCUUUGUACUUUCCAUCAUCCUUACAGUCUCUCAGGCCCAGGCUGGGUGGUUGCAGCAUGACUUUGGACAUCUCUCUGUAUUUCAGAAGUCUGUAUGGAACCAUAUAGUUCAUAAGUUUGUGAUUGGUCACUUGAAGGGUGCUUCAGCAAAUUGGUGGAAUCACCGGCACUUUCAGCACCAUGCAAAGCCAAAUAUCUUUAAGAAAGACCCAGAUGUGAACAUGCUGCAUCUCUUUGUCUUGGGAGAUACCCAACCUGUGGAGUAUGGAAAGAAGAAGCUGAAAUACUUCCCUUAUAAUCAUCAGCAUGAAUACUUCUUUUUAGUUUUCCCACCUCUCCUUAUUCCAGUCUAUUUCCAAAUGCAAAUCUUCACAACAAUGUUCAAACACAAGUUCUGGGUGGACUUGGCAUGGGCUUUCAGCUACUAUGUACGCUACUUUAUCACCUACAUCCCAUUUUAUGGAUUACUUGGGUCCUUGCUUCUCCUCACCUUUGUCAGGUUUAUGGAAAGCCAUUGGUUUGUUUGGGUUACUCAGAUGAAUCAUAUUCCAAUGGAAAUUGACAAUGAGAAGCACAGAGACUGGCUCAGCUCCCAGUUGGCAGCUACCUGCAAUAUUGAGCAGUCUUUUUUCAAUGACUGGUUCAGUGGACAUUUGAACUUUCAAAUAGAGCACCACUUGUUUCCUACAAUGCCACGCCACAACUACCACAAGAUAGCACCAUUGGUAAAGUCCCUGUGUGCCAAGUAUGAAGUUCCUUAUGAAGAAAAACCUCUUCUGAGAGCAUUUGGAGACAUCGUUGGAUCCCUAAAGAAAUCUGGAGCGCUGUGGUUGGAUGCUUACCUCCAUAAAUGAAGCUGGAUUUCGGUGAAGAGAAUGACUUAGCAAAGGGGAGGGCUGGGGAAAGGGGUAAUAUGUAUUCUUCUUGUCUGAUUUCAGUCUGUAUGUGUACA